AUGGCCAGUCAAGGAGGCCUUACACGACGGCGCGGUGCAGGAGGAGGCGGCGGUGCGGGAGGUGCUGAGGAUGACACAGCCAGUCGCGUUGCAUCACCAACAACCAAACCCAACUACACAGAUCGGACACCUGAGACAGCGUACGAGGCCAGCGAGAAUGGCCACAAGAUCGCAUACGACCCCAGAGAUAUCUCUGAGAAUGCCGAGCGGUCGAAACAGCCCAAGUUGACGUUGAUGGAGGAUGUGCUGCUGCUGGGUUUGAAGGAUAAACAGGGCUAUCUGUCAUUUUGGAACGACAACAUAUCGUACGCACUACGAGGCUGCAUCGUCAUCGAGCUGGCCCUGCGCGGCCGGAUAAGUAUGCAGAACGAUUCAGCCCGACGACGAUUUCCGCUCGCCGACAGGACGAUCGAGGUGAUAGAUGACACCUUGACUGGCGAGGUCCUCCUCGAUGAAACACUGAAGAUGAUGAAGUCGAGCGAGAAGAUGAGCGUGAGCUCGUGGAUAGAUUUGCUGAGCGGCGAGACGUGGAAUCUUAUGAAAAUCGGCUACCAGCUCAAACAAGUCCGCGAGCGCCUCGCCAAAGGCCUCGUGGAUAAAGGCAUCCUCCGCACCGAGAAGAAGAACUUCCUUCUCUUCGACAUGCCCACACAUCCCGUGGUCGACACCGCAGCAAAAGACGAGAUCCGCAAGCGUGUGCAAAGAGUGUGCUCCCAGCGGACAGUCGUGCUCCCGGCUUCACAGUUCCUGCCGCAAGAGAUGGACUUCCGAUACCUGCGGACGAUAAGCAUGGUGUGUGCCGCGUAUGCGGCCAAUGUGCUGGAAAACGCGCUGGUUACGAUGACGCAUGAGUCGAGGGAGAGGGCUUUUGCGCAGGUUGAUGAGCUGCUCGCCGAGUACAGCCAGUGGCCGUUCGGUAAGCGUGCUGGUGGGCAGCAGGGGAUUGGGGCGAAUAUUGGGCAGGCGAUUACGGAGGAGGUUGAAAAUAACAAGGACAAGGAGUUGCAGAUUGAGGUCGUCGCUGCUUGCCUGAGCGUUUUCACACGGCUGGACUCACUUCUAUGA
Messenger RNA from Cyphellophora attinorum, 1065 nucleotides. Its product is annotated as Vacuolar protein sorting-associated protein 74. NCBI's taxonomy places the organism in Eukaryota, Fungi, Ascomycota, Eurotiomycetes, Chaetothyriales, Cyphellophoraceae. Gene Ontology annotation, molecular function: phosphatidylinositol-4-phosphate binding. Gene Ontology annotation, biological process: Golgi vesicle budding; Golgi to plasma membrane protein transport; Golgi organization. Gene Ontology annotation, cellular component: cytosol; Golgi cisterna; trans-Golgi network. The transcript is spliced from 4 exons. The record is from RefSeq and is a predicted model, not a curated record. The coding region runs from base 1 to 1065 and encodes 354 amino acids.